AUUUCAAUUCUUACGCCAUUCCACCCCCUGCUGUGACGUCACUAAGUGGGCGUAUAUGUUAGCAACAUCAACAAAAGAGAAAAAGGAGAAAGGAGUUUACAGACACCCAGAAGGAAUACAUCAGAUAUGUGGAUCUAAUUUGCUUUAACGGUCAGAAGACGUGAGUGCCAGCUGAGACAUGGAUGCCUUCAAACUGAUGAAGGAGCUGAGGGUGAAUUAUGACCAGGAGGUCUAUUAUCUCCCUAAAGAGACUGGCCUCAGUCUCAUUGAGUCCACUAAUCAGAAGGAUGGGCGAAUCUCAGCCAAGUGCAGAGAUGCCAAAGUGGAGGACCUGUGGAGUCUGACCAGCUUCUUCGGCUACACCACGCAGACCUUCGUCCUGGCCGUAAACUUGCUGGACAGAUUCUUGGCCAUGAUGAGGAUCCAACCGAAACACUUGUCCUGCGUCAGCCUCAGCUGUCUCCACUUGGCUGCAAAAGUGACGGAGGAGGAGUGCAACCUCACGGCCACGGACGAGCUCAUCCGCAUCGGGCAGUGCAGGUUCACCGUGUCCGACCUCGGCCGCAUGGAGAAGAUCAUCGCGGAGAAGCUGGACUUCAAGUCCAAAUCUGUCACUGCCUUAACCUUUCUGCAGCUGUACCAUCAGAUUACACUGUCUCACUCCACAGAGAGGAAGAAGACGCUCAGCUUGGAGAAGCUGGAGGCUCAGCUCAAAGCCUGUCUGUGCCGGAUCUCCUUCUCCAAAGCGAAGCCCUCCGUCCUAGCAUUGUCUCUCUUGAGGCGGGAGAUCGAAGCCAUUCACUCGGAGGACAUGCUGGAAAUAGCUCGUCACAUCCAGAGACACCUGAAGAUUGCAGAUGCUGACCUCCUGCUGUGGCGCGGUCAAGUUGCCCAGUGUUUGUCGGACUACGACUCGCCAGAGUGCAGCAAACCCAAUCACAGGAAACUGCAGUGGGUCGUGUCUCGGCGGACCGCCCAGAACCUCCACAGCAGCUACCGCAGCGUACCUGAACUACCCACCAUCCCUGAGUGCUGCUGGGACGAGAGCGAGAGUGAGGACUCCUGCGAGGACAUGAUGAGUUCAGGCGAGGAGUCCCUCAGCAGCUCCCUGGGCAGCGACGCAGAAGGACCCUUCUUUCCAGAACACCUCCGCCGCCAAUACCUCAACGCCUGAUGCCUCCGCCAGCGACGUCUUUUAAUUUAUUUUCUAAUAAGCUCCUGUACUCGACGUGAACGCACAACAUGUGGCAGCUGAGGAUUGCUUUUUAUUAUUAUUUUUUGGUCAAUUUAUUUUUUUUGUUCUGAAGUUUGUAGACGUGUCGUUGGUGCAUGGUGCAAUGUCGCAUUCCAAGACAACUUGAUUAGGAUGCAAGAACAAAACAAAAAUACUUUCCAGUUGUCGUCAAGAAGGUUAAUUUGCCAAAAUGUGGCAUUUAUUGAACAGAAAGUUGUGUUGACUGUUAUUAAUCCAGCAUCAGUUUACUGAUCCACAGAAGAAGGCAGCAGCUACAGUUGCAGUUAUCUGGACAUGAGGCAAGUCUGCUUUGGUGUUGCUACGUUUGCAUCAAGAAAUGCAUGUUGUACGUCCACUUCACCGCAAGAAUGUCAGCUAAAAGCUCAAUACAACCAGUUUUAGACUGCAGUCCUGUGGGAAAAACGAAUACGUCAGGAAUUAUUUCAUACGACAAAAAAGCUUUUGAAAGCUGAGUGGUGAAAGAUGGAAAUGAGGCAACACAAUGUCCGGAUGUAACGGAAUAUUCAGCAACUGCAGCUGCUCUUUAAACUUCUGACUUUUGUUUCAUUUGCACAGUUUGGAAUUCAAGACUGAAAGCAUGACUUUGUGACUGUUGUGUGACAAAUGUUGCUGAACAUUUUUUGUUCAGUCUCUCCAGAGGCUGUUUUUGCUCAAAGCAGGGUUAAAAAAAAAAAAAAAAACCCUGUUAAAUAAUCUGGUGAGCGUGUUCUGUUUGUGCUAAUGCGUGUGUUUGUACGAGUUAAAAGUUGCCAAUUUUAAGAUGUAGCUCAAAACGUGCUUUUGACAUUGUCCAAAAAGAAUGUAAAAAAAAAAAAAAAAAGUAUAACACAAAAUGCACACAAAAAUGUAAAUGAUGUAUAAAAAAUGUUCAUAGUUUUUUGUAGAUAUUAAGUUAAUUUAUUAUUUUGUCACAUGUGCGGGAAAAAAUCUUAUAAAAAGAUUAUUUUUAAUUUGUUGUCUGUCUUUUUUUUUGGCAGU
This is a messenger RNA of Dunckerocampus dactyliophorus (ringed pipefish), 2233 nucleotides long. It is a transcript of the gene ccng2, whose product is annotated as cyclin G2. Gene Ontology annotation, biological process: regulation of cyclin-dependent protein serine/threonine kinase activity; mitotic cell cycle phase transition. Gene Ontology annotation, molecular function: cyclin-dependent protein serine/threonine kinase regulator activity. The transcript has 8 exons. The coding region runs from base 179 to 1174 and encodes 331 amino acids. Gene Ontology annotation, cellular component: cytoplasm; cyclin-dependent protein kinase holoenzyme complex; nucleus. NCBI's taxonomy places the organism in Eukaryota, Metazoa, Chordata, Actinopteri, Syngnathiformes, Syngnathidae. The record is from RefSeq and is a predicted model, not a curated record.